UAUGCGUAUCAAAUUCCUAAUAAUGCUCAUUAUUAUUAAAUAUUAAUUUUAUACGAAUAAAAAUAAAAAAUAAAAACAAUGUUACCGGGUAUGUUUAACCUCUAAUUAAAACUCCACGAUCGAAGAACAUUAUUCUUCACUCAUGUAUUAGACGUAAAUAAAUUGUAAAAAGACUAAUUAAUGUUAUUUACAGUUAAGAAAAGUCCAUUGUUUUUUGUGAAGAAAGUGACGGUUAUGAAACGAGAUCACAUCACGUGUCGUCACCAUUUUAGUUUAGAGCCAUUCAAGGAUGAUGGCCUCCACAACACCUCUGGUGGCCAGAAAACAUAAAGUCAAGUCGAAACGUAUCGAUUCGUUGCGUACGGGACAAUUUGUAUAAUGAAAGCAACAAUCGAUUUUAAAGAAUUCUCUGGCCAUACCGCCAACAGAGGCUCGUGUUUAUUACUUGCAAAGGAAAACGGUAAUUCCCCGUCGUGUAAACUCUUAAUUGUCUAUGCCGUCGUGCUAUUGAGGUAGUGAGGUUACUGUGAAUUGUUUCGCAUAUGAUAUUUAUUUGGCACAAAUAUUGUUUGCUAAAACUAUUUUCAAGUGUUUUGCUAGUUUGUUAGUAAAACGAAUGUUCGCCGACUGUCGUUUCAAAUUACGUGUCGAAUGGUCUGAUAUUGUAUCAACAUGUCUAAAGUUUGAGAACAUUUUCGCAUCAAUAGCGAAAAUGACAAAUAUGCAAUUUGUAAUCAUUGUAGUUCGCAAAUUUCACGGGGCGGUACUUCCAAAUCUACAACCAAUUUAAUGAAGCAUUUGAAAUCCCGGCACACAUUACUACCAGAAAAAACAGAGUGUUUGCAGAAAAACAAACUUUUGUUUACAGCACUGUCACCAACCAAGUCAAAAGGUACCACAGAAAAAAGUAGUGCUACCUUUGAACCCAUUUUGAACAAAGAUGAUAUGUUAUCGGCGUUAUCGCCUGUUAAAAACCCCCGUCUAAAUGUUGGUCUUUUUUGUGCACAGCCUAGUACUAGCAAACAAACUUUAUGUGAAGAUGCUUCUUCACUGGUAGUUGAAAAAAAAACCUUCCAAAAUAUUGUACCUUUUUCUGCACAGCCCAGUACUAGUAGACAAAAGCAUGAGACCUGCCAACCAACACUGGCACAUUUCUUGUCAGAAAAAUCAAAAUUUAAGCCAGGGGAUAAAUGUGCCGAAAAAUUUAAUUGUUUGAUAGCUCAAAUGAUUUGCCUUGAUCAACAACCUUUCAGCAUCGUAGAGAAUGUAGGUUUCAGGCAGCUGGUACAGGCGCUAGAACCACGGUACACAAUACCGACACGGAAAACAUUUUCGAACAAACUUAUCCCUGAAAUGUAUUCAAACCUGAAAGAAAAUGUUAAAAAAGAACUUGAAGAUGCAAAAUAUAUUGGAAUUACAACCGACUUGUGGACCUCAACCUCACAAGAUGAUUAUCUUAGCAUUACGGUACAUUUUAUUGACAACGAUUUCAGUUUCAAACACUACUGUAUUGAAGUGAAGCCUUUCCUGGAAGUUUCUCACACAGCAUCAAAUCUGUGCAGCUUUCUUGUUGAAACAAUUACUCUGUGGGGCCUCCAAGAUAAAGUAGUUGCCGUGGUCACAGACAACGGACGUAACGUUGUUGCUGCAUUGUCAGCAUCCCCUUUUGAACACAUCUCCUGUUUUGCCCACACAUUGCAGUUGGUUUUGAAAGAUGCAUUUUUGAACUCGAAGCUUGUUUCAAAUUUGACUUCAGCAUGCAGGAGAAUUGUUGGUCACUUUAAACAUUCAUCCAAAAAUUGCAAAAUUCUUGCAAAGUGUCAAAAUAUGGCAGGACUUCCAAAUCACAGACUCAUUCAAGAUGAGCCAACUAGGUGGAAUUCCACCCUCCACAUGCUAAAAAGACUUGUUGAACAAAAACAAGCUGUUAUACUGGCUUGCAGUGAAACUAAUAAUUCCCAAACAGUAUUAAACAGUUCUCAGUGGACUGUCAUAGAUCACUGUAUUUCAGUGCUCGAAAUUUUCAACAAUGCAACUUUACAAGUGAGUUCUGCAAAUUCCAAUGCAUCUGAGGUAAGUUAUACUUACUCUACCAUCUGUGAACAAUUAUUAAAGCAUAACAUUGAUCAGUCAACUUAUCUUUUUUUUUUUUUUUUUCAAUUUUAGAUUAUUCCUCUGGUGCAUGUUAUACAACAUGAGUUACAAAAACCUGCACCACAAGGAUCUGGUCUACAAGGCCUAAAAAUGAUCUUCUGGCUUCACUGGUGCAAAGAUUCAAAGAUGUUGAAAGUGAUAAAACCCUUGCCAUGGCCACUCUUUUAGAUCCCAGGUUCAAGAGUAUUCCAUUUAGAGAUAGUAACAGUUUGCAUAAUGCAAAACAAAGACUUCUGCAUGAAGUUGAACAGUUGAAUAUUCACAAGGUUGGUGACUCUGAAUGUGAAACAUUACCAAACAAAACAUGCGCUGCAUACUCUGAUCCCAAAGAUAUUUGGUCCAAAUACUCUACAAUAUUUGAGCAGCAAGAAGAGGUAGCUGACAAAGUCGCUCAGUCUGAAAAGGAGAUUGAAAUGUACCUGAGUGAAAAAACACUGCCAGCACAAUCUUCCAUUGCAGAGUAUUGGAAGAAGAAUCAUAAAUUUCCUACCCUGUAUGAACUUGCAGUGAAGUACCUUUCCAUACCGCCUUCAACAGUCUUCAGUGAAAGGCUAUUCAGCACAAGUGGCCACAUUUGUGACACUAAAAGGAACAGGUUGGACCCUGAGCGUGUCAGGAUGCUCGUUUUCCUUAACAAGAACUUGAAGAGAAAAUAAUUUGUAUUACCACGUCUUAAAAUAUUUUUUUUUCUUAAGUAAGCUCUAGAUUAUGAGUUACUUGUGUUUAUAAUAUAUAUUAUGUAAUUUUUAAGAUAUACAAUGUUUUCUGUUACUUGUAUGAUAUAAAAGUGUAUCAUCAUAUUUUGUUUCGCCACAUGUUUGUUUCAUAACCAUAACUGUAUAAUAAACUUAUUUGUAGUGUAGCUAUACAGGUUUUGUUACCUACUCUUUUUUACACUUGCAGUGAAGUAUAAAUAAUCAAUAUGUACAAGUGUCAUUUUUAACAGUCUUCAGCGAAAGUCUAUUCUGUAGAAGUGACGCGAAAAUUAUUUGGUCACUCCUUGAACAAGCAAAGAUGCUUUUUUUUGAGCAAAGAACUUGAAGGAAUAUAAUGUGCAUAACUGCAUAACCAUUAUAGUGCAAUUUUAUUUUAUGUUUAUUGUUUAUGUAUGGAAAGUCUCUUUAACAGUCUCGCAUACAGGAUUUAUUUGUGGAAGAUGCUGAACAUUUAAUCCUAAGUUUAUAAUUAUCCUUUAUGCAUGUUAUUAUCAUUAUGUAAUGCAUUAAAUUCUUAAAUAGUUUUAAUUAUGUGACCAGAAUUACCAGGAAUCUAAAACUGGAAUGACUCGGAAUCGAGAAUCGAAAUAUAGGAAUCGGUACCGGUAUCGGAAUCGAUAAAAAUGUGUACUCAACCCAUCCCUAGUAUUUCUCAAACAAAUGUUGCAGUCCAAUAUAUACGUUAAAAAAAAUAAACUUAAAAAAAUAUAGGUAUUAAUAAUAAAAAAAUUAAAAAACCCUUAACCUCAUUUUGCUGAUUCAACAUUUAAAAUUAAAGGUCCCUGCUUAGUCAGGGGUGUGUCUGUGUUAGUGAGGCGGAAUGAUAAGCGCGACGUUCACUGGUUCUUCUAGCACGGUGUCACCUCUAAGCACAUGGCUUUGAAGUGGUGCGCAGUCUUCUCGUCAUCACAGGAAAACUAUGAAUUUGGGCGGUGACCAUAACAUUAUAUGUCAUAGAAAUGAAGAUUAAGGUGUAACUCAAGUCCCUUAAAGUGCUUUCAAGUAUCUCUACCGGUUUUAUGCUUAAAAAAUACUCUGAAACACGUCUAAAAAACGGAAAAAAUUUAAUCCGAAAACAAAACUACUUAUUGGCCCUCAGCGAAUGCUUAAAUACUUUUCGUGAACAGACCCCACUCAGAUAUCUAAGUAGUUUUGAAAUCGAGUUGUUUUUCCUGAAAUUCUGCACAUCGUAUGUGUAUCCAAGUAGGCAGGGUCCUUAACAGUAAAAAUUUCAUCAUAAAAUUAUUUAUUCAACAUGGCAUUGAAAAUAUGACUAAAAAUUUAUUUUAUAUCUACAGUAUAAUGAACGCUGGGCUAUCUCUACAUUUGAAUGUUAAAUAAGGGUUGUCAAAAUGACGUUACAACAUUUAAUGUAUUUUUAAGUUGACAUUUCUUUUUAUGUAACAUAAAGACAUAUAUAAGACAGUUUUACUAUUAAAAAAAGUUUUACUUUUUUAAUAACCAUGCACGGUGUACAUUAUGAUUAUCCGAUAUUCACGGUAAACCAAAUAUACCGAUUAAUUGCAUGUCCACACAUGGCAGCAUCGUAUUUACACAUUUCAUUUCCAACCGGCAUCCGUUCCAUUCACGUAAUUACUCGUGCUAAAUGCCAUCAACCCAGAGCUAAAAUGUUUACAUGAAAAAAAAAUUAAAAUGGCGUGCGAGACCCCAUUAUAAACAGUCACACCCAUAAAAUACCACGAGCCCAGGUUUUUCCCUGUGUCUAUGCAGGUUUUACCUGGGUCCAACUUAACAUGGUUUUAAUCUAGAAUUAAGAUAGGGGAGUUAGCCAUGGCUGGCCAAUCCCCCUCAUAGCACAUAAUGCAUGCGUUUUCUCCUGCAUGGCUAAUACCCCGCAUGUGUAGAGCGUAUAGGCUUCGGUCUAGUUGUACCUAGGUCCCUCCCUAACUCGGACCCCUCCUACAAGAUGAUACACUUAGUUUUAGUUAGAUUAAGAAAAAUAAUUGCACUCGUACAAAGUUUUGGGUGUUACAAAUGCAUGGCACAUACCAUUAGGUGGAUAAAAAGUGUUUUCUCUAAUAGUCUGAUUCACACAUAUAUUGCAUUGCAGAGUAAAGGCGAACACUGUAGCCGAACUGAUACUACCUGGCUUUGUAUACCAUCGUAAAUCAUAAGUUUUAAUACAAUUUGAUUACACUAUCUUUAAUUUCUCUAAAACAUAAAAAAAAAUUGAGUGGAAUAAUCAUUGGAGUUGCAGUCAUUCUGGUGGGAAAAAAAUAAUUAAAUACUGAGCACCCAUUAUUACUUCACAGGAGAAACUAUUCGUAACAGUCACUAUUAAUAACAAGGCAUUCCAUGUAAUUAUGUGCAAUGCUGAAAAAAAAAACCAAACUUCUUAAAAAUUAAAUGGGUACAAACCAAUGUUAACAAGAACAGUUAAAACCAAAAGAGAGUAUUUCUAUUACAUCACCUUAUAAAUAAAUAAUAGAUUUAAUUAAAUAAUGCUCUUGAAGAAAUACACUUGGAAGAUGUAUUCUCACUACAAAUUUUGUUUAAGGUAAAAGGCUGUGUAUAAAAAAUUUGCGCCCUAUGGCGUGUAUCUGGCAACUGAGCAGGCCGAACAGGGAAUAGAAGAAAUUGUGAAUUGGCAAGAGAGAGGAAGCGGCAGUUUGACUGCAAUUCAAGGAUGAGAUGCGCUGCAGUAUACAUUCCGUUGUUCAAGAAAUGUUCCCUGCUUUGUGAGUGUCGAGGACGAGAACUCGGAAGCCAAGGAGAGGGUCGCGCACUCACCUCCUGAGCUUGACCCUCCCCUGCGGCACGGUGCUGGGGUCCUCCUUCAGGAUGUUGAUGCGGCAGCCGUACAUGUACUUCUCGAUGAA
Molecule: messenger RNA, 5710 nt
Organism: Bacillus rossius redtenbacheri
Lineage: Eukaryota; Metazoa; Arthropoda; Insecta; Phasmatodea; Bacillidae
Product: zinc finger BED domain-containing protein 4-like
Exons: 2
Coding region: 790-2166 (458 amino acids)
Source: RefSeq, a predicted model, not a curated record